Messenger RNA from Cyphomyrmex costatus, 648 nucleotides. Its product is annotated as odorant receptor 22c. The record is from RefSeq and is a predicted model, not a curated record. The transcript is spliced from 5 exons. Lineage: Eukaryota; Metazoa; Arthropoda; Insecta; Hymenoptera; Formicidae. Bases 1 to 648 code for a protein of 215 amino acids. Gene Ontology annotation, molecular function: olfactory receptor activity; odorant binding. Gene Ontology annotation, biological process: detection of chemical stimulus involved in sensory perception of smell; sensory perception of smell. Gene Ontology annotation, cellular component: plasma membrane.
AUGUCAAUGUCCCUUGUACCGCAUACUCUCGAUAUCAUAUUGCCUCUCAACGAAUCCCGUCCCGUAUUACCGCCAUAUCGAGGAUACUACUUUGUAGAUAUCCGAGAACAUUUUUUUCAAAUAUUCUGGCAUGCCAUUGUGGCCUGGGAAAUUGUUAUAGCCGGUAUAAUUGCCCACGAUUGCUUGUUUGUAACGUAUGUCGAACAUGUUUGUAGCAAAUUUGCUAUAACUGGAUAUGCACAACUUCUCGAAGAUACAUUUACCAUACCUUUUGCUGUGCAGAUACUAAUAGUAACAAUAGGGAUGAGCAUUACUUUGCUGCAAAUUACGCAGGAUAAAAGCGAUAUCUUAGAAGCAACAAGGUACAUGUUCUAUAUUGUUGGCCAACUGAUUCAUUUGUUUUUUCUUUGCUUCGAAGGACAAAGGUUGAUAGAUCACAGCCUUCAGACACGUAAUAAGAUGUAUAACAGUUUCUGGUAUAAAGCAUCCGUGAAAUUUCAAAAGAUAAUCAUGCUAGUGAUGAUGAAAAGUCUUCAUCCGAGUUUCUUAAGCGCCGGAAAAGUUUACAUUUUCUCUCUACAGAGCUUCACUAUGGUUCUACAAACCUCGAUGUCGUACUUUACGGUACUCGCGUCCUUUCAUCAAUAA